This is a messenger RNA of Anopheles nili, 2808 nucleotides long. Its product is annotated as puromycin-sensitive aminopeptidase-like. The record is from RefSeq and is a predicted model, not a curated record. Gene Ontology annotation, cellular component: cytoplasm. Bases 1 to 2745 code for a protein of 914 amino acids. NCBI's taxonomy places the organism in Eukaryota, Metazoa, Arthropoda, Insecta, Diptera, Culicidae. Gene Ontology annotation, molecular function: peptide binding; metalloaminopeptidase activity; zinc ion binding. Gene Ontology annotation, biological process: peptide catabolic process; proteolysis. The transcript is spliced from 5 exons.
AUGAAGAAGUCGCGAUCAUUUGGCACUGGUACCAGUGCGUUGCUGGUACUGGGUUGUCUCGCACUAGCACCCUGUGUAAUUGAGGCCCGUCGCAUAGUGUCUGGAAGGGCGUUUGAUACAUUCCGUCUACCGAACAGUACCGUUCCGACGCACUACACCCUGCGCUUAGAUACGGACGUACACCAAGGCAUCUUCGACUACACGGGAAAUGUGCAGAUCAGGCUUAAUGUUGUGGAAGCGACCGACCAGAUAGUGCUGCACAGCUCGCGCAGUGUGAUCGAGAAUCUCCAGCUUCGAAACAGCGCCGGGUUGAAGGUAGCGGUCAAGAACUACGAGCACGAUGAGGAGAAGGAAUUUUUAGUGAUCAACCUCGCUUCGGCGUUGCCACCGAACAGCGGAACCUACACGCUCGAGAUAGAUUUUACCAACAGCAUCGAACGCAACGAUCAGGCCGGUUUCUACCGGUCGUCCUACGAAGACGACGAAGGUGUUACACGAUACCUCGGACUCACGCAGUUUGAGUCGGUCGAUGCCAGAACAUCGUUCCCGUGCUACGACGAACCGGGCAUAAAAACCACCUAUGACAUUAUCAUCUCAUGCGGUAUCGACUAUCAUGCCCGUUCCAAUGCGCCGCUUCUCGGCAUUCAACUGCUGCCUGGGGGUAAAAAGCUAUCCACCUUCGCUACUACGCCGCGUAUGCAGAGCUACCUUGUGGCCUGGUUAGUGUCCGACUUUGUGUACGAACGUGAAGUGUUGUCCCAGCCGCAGUUGGCCGUUGCCACAUGGUCCAAGCCGUCGUCGGCCCAUCUACUUUCCUAUUCGGUAGACGCAUCAGUGCGGUUCAUCCGGGCCAUGGAAGAGUACUUCGGUGAGCUGUACACCAUGUCAAAGAUUGACAACGUAGCGAUCAAGGACUCUGACUACAGCGCAGGUGCCAUGGAGAACUGGGGCCUAGUGACGUACCGAGAGUCUGCGAUAUUCUACGAACCGGAACAAGGCGAACAGCGCCAGAUCGGCGUUGUAACGAUCGUGGGGCACGAAUUCACGCAUCAGUUUUUCGGUAACCUGCUGGCACCGAAGUGGUGGAGCUACCUGUGGCUUAAUGAAGGUUUCGCACGGCUCUAUCAGUACUAUGUUGGAGAAAUCAGCCAUCCAGAGUUGAACCUUCGCGAGCGAUUCGUAACCUCACCGCUGCAGACUGCAUUCAGGGCUGAUGGUUCAGCAACUAUUCGCCCCAUGACGUACUACACGGAAACGCGCCAAACCAUUUCGCGAUUGUUCGAUAGCAUUGCGUACGAUAAAUCCGCCAGUGUGCUACGUAUGAUGAACUACGCACUGGGCGAGCGAACCUUCCAGAAAGGUCUCCGUUACUACGUCCAACAGAACAAAGCCAAUGGUGUGGUAGAUGAGAACAACCUCUUCGCCAGCCUGGAGCAGGCUGCCAAGGAAGACGCAGUUCUGCCCAUCACUCUCAACAUGCACGACAUCUUCCGUUCCUGGACCAACCAGGCCGGCGUUCCGGUGGUGAAGGUGCGUCGCGACGGUGACGAGUACCUCUUCACGCAGGAGCGCUACUACGCUGAACCGCAGGACGAGCCCGCACAUGCCGCCUGGUGGAUCCCGAUCUCGUUCUCAACGCCAACUAACACAGCCUACGAAAAGCUGCCGGCCUUCUGGAUGCCCCCGCACGUGUCUGAGGUUUCCUACACCAUUCCGACCGUGGAAGGCGAAACCGUCUCGUUCAAUCCCCACUCGACGGGUUAUUACCGCAUCGAGUACGACGAAGAAAUGCUUCGCGAAAUUGUCCAGCUGCUCAACAAGGACCAUACGACCUUCCAGCCUGCCGCUCGUGCACGACUUAUCGACGACACGCUGAACAUAGCGCACACCAGAGGAGGCGAUUACGAUGUCGCGUUGCAGCUAAUGAACUACCUGAGCAGCGAAACCGACUACCAACCGUGGAUGGUGGCCCACGAAAACAUUCGGCACAUGCAGGCGUUGCUACGCUCGAACGAAAAGGCAUCCCGGAUGCUUGAGUCCUUCGUGGAGAAGCUGGCCACACCACUUCUAGAGCGGCACGGUGUUGUACGACGGUCGGGCGAAUCCGCCUCGGCGGAAGAACUUCGAUCGGUGGCCAUCGAGCUGGCGUGCAGUGCUAGUGAAACCUGCCAAAACGUUGCCCAAGCCGCUGUCCGUUCUCUAUCGCGAAGCAUCCAGUACCAUUACGGUGCCCCGGACGCUUCGCUGCUCUGCAACGGCCUGCAACAAACGGAUGCUGGAGAGCGUCAGUCCGUUGCUGAACAGAUGUCCCGUGCUCUGCCAGCUGAUAAUCCCUUCGCUAGGCAGUACCUGCAGAAGGCUCUUGGUUGUAUGGGCAGUGACAUGUCGAAGGUACAAUCGUAUGCCAAAUAUCUGUUCGAUCUUGGCGAAACUGAUCGGUCCAAUGCGUUGCAUCAUUUGUUCGUGCAAUCGGAAGUGCCCGCCAGCGAAGUCAUAGAAUCGAUCCGUUCCGAGAUGUCUCUGCGCCAUAGCACCGUAAGCCAUUCCGCAUUGCCAAAAGUGCUGUUGGAUGUGGCCCGUUACGUUACCGAACCGUCCGAGGUGGAAAUGUUGACCUCCGUUGCUAAAUCGUUCGCAUCGUGGAUUGGACCGGAGCUCGAGCAGCGGCUAUCGGACAACCGCAAAUGGAUUGAGCGCAACGCUGAACCACUGACGAAUGCACUUAACCGAUUCCUUAAUGUUUAAAAACAACUCAAUACAUGGAAACCCCUAUUCAAAGCUUAUCUAUUGUGAAAUGAAACAAUAAUA